AUGAGAUACCGCCUCCCACCCACGAGGAUGGCUACUGUCAAAAAAAACCCCAAAACAAAACAGAAAAUAAGACAUCCUGUGCUGGAGAGGACCUGGAGGAAAUUGGAAACCAUGUGUGCUGCCAGUCAAAAUGUAACAUGCUACAGCCGCUGCGGAAUACCGGUGUCCUGGCUCCUCCGGAGAUCAAACAUAGACUUCCCAUACGAUCCGGCAACUCCACCUCUGGGUAUACACCCCAAAGAACUGAAAGCAGGGUCUCGAAGAGCCGUUUUUAAGGAGGGGAAGCCCUAUGGCAUUGAGCCCAUGGACACUUCAAAACGGUUUGAACAUGUGUUGUACACCAUGGCACACCAAGCUCGAGUCUCCUGUAGUGUCACUUCCAAAGGCAGCCAAGCCGUGUCCACCAGCCGGCAACGAGGGAGCAGGAAGCCUCGCAGUCUACAGGCACUGUCCUCCUUUUGGUCACACACCAAGUACGUGGAGAUGUUCGUCGUGGUCAACAACCAGCGGUUCCAAAUGUGGGGCAGUAAUGUCAAUGAGACAGUCCAGAGAGUAAUGGACAUCACUGCUCUGGCCAACAUCUUCACUAGGGGAAUAAACACCGAGGUGGUGCUGGCUGGAAUGGAGAUUUGGACCGAGCGGGACCUCAUAGAAGUCCCAGCGGACUUGCGAGUUACACUCAGGAAUUUCAAUAGCUGGAGACAGGAGAAACUCUUCCAUCGUGUGAAGCACGAUGUUGCCCACAUGAUCGUGGGACAUCAUCCUGAAGAGGAUGUGGGACAGGCAUUUCUCAAUGGUGCCUGUUCAAGAGGCUUUGCAGCAGCUGUUGAAUCCUUCCAUCAUGAAGAUGUCCUCCUGUUUGCAGCGCUCAUGGUCCACGAGCUUGGGCACAACUUGGGUAUUCAGCACGACCACUCGGCCUGCAUUUGUAACGAUAAACGCUUUUGCCUCAUGCAUGAGAAUAUCACUAAAGAAAGUGGCUUCAGCAACUGCAGCUCUGACCACUUUUACCAGUUCCUCCGGGAACACAAAGGGGCCUGCCUAUUUAACAAGCCUCGGCCCAAGGGUCGCCUGCGUAGGCAAGCCACCUGUGGAAAUGGCGUGUUGGAGCAGAAUGAGGAGUGUGACUGUGGACCUGACUGUGGUGGUAACCCAUGCUGUGACCAAACAUGUAAACUGAAGGAAAACGCAAAGUGUAGUUCUGGACCCUGCUGUAAUCAAACGUGUGGAUAUAUGGUAAAGGGAAACUUGUGUCGUUCUGCUUCUGGAGAGUGUGACCUCCCAGAAUAUUGUGAUGGUACCUCUGACAAAUGUCCCACUGACACAUACAAGCAAGAUGGUACACCUUGUCAAAGAGUUUACUAUUGCAUUCAGGGUGUGUGCAAGACGCCUGAUACUCAAUGUAUAAAUGUUUUUGGGUACCCUGCAAGAUCUGCUCCAGAAGAGUGUUAUAUUUCCAUGAACACUAGAGGGGACCGGUUUGGAAACUGUGGACUUCCCACUCCAGCUCCUCCAGAGCCCACAGAAAAGGGUCCAGAAGUUGCUGCAGUAAAGCCCCCAGGAGCACAGCCUGCUCCAGAAGAGGCAGCGGAUGAGGUUCCGCAAGAAGAGGAAGAGGAAGAGGAAGAGGAAGAGGAAGAAGAGGAGGAAGAGGAAGAAGAGGAAGAGGAAGAAUCAGAGCCAUAA
Molecule: messenger RNA, 1686 nt
Organism: Ailuropoda melanoleuca (giant panda)
Lineage: Eukaryota; Metazoa; Chordata; Mammalia; Carnivora; Ursidae
Product: disintegrin and metalloproteinase domain-containing protein 1a
Exons: 3
Coding region: 1-1686 (561 amino acids)
Biological process (GO): proteolysis; male gonad development; binding of sperm to zona pellucida
Cellular component (GO): external side of plasma membrane; plasma membrane; sperm head plasma membrane
Molecular function (GO): metalloendopeptidase activity
Source: RefSeq, a predicted model, not a curated record